Messenger RNA from Stylonychia lemnae, 987 nucleotides. The record is from the annotation of a GenBank genome assembly. NCBI's taxonomy places the organism in Eukaryota, Ciliophora, Spirotrichea, Sporadotrichida, Oxytrichidae.
AUGGGAGGUUGUUGCGGAACUGGUAGCAGGCAUUCAGAAAAUCGCCCAAAUGGAGGAACUAAUAACUAAUACUAGCCUACGCUAAAAGAAUAAGGGUUUGUAGCCCCAGGAGGUGUUGGAGGUCGAUGGCCUGGUGGAAAGGUUUACUUUGUCAUUCAAAUUAACCCUUAAAACGUGACUCUGUACCAAAAAGUGCAAACUGCAAUUUAAAAAUGGAAUCAAUGGAAUCAGCCUCACUGUGUGUUUAUCCCAGCAGUUGAAACUUCAACUUACUAUGUCAACUUUAUUUAGAAUGAUAUGGCGCCACCUACCUCUCAUGUGGGAUGCUGGAAAACCAAUAACUAAUUCAUCUCAUUACCAACUUAGUACCAAAAUGGCACUCCCUUAAGAGUAGCAUGUAUUCUUCACGAAAUGAUGCACUGUGCAGGUUUUACUCAUGAGGGAUUCGAUGUGUCUACUCUAAUCAACAUGAAUGGAAUCCCUCUAGGUUCUCACGAUUAAUUUUCACUUAUGAAGUUCGGUCAUUUUUCAAAUGGUGUUUAUUAGGCAACCUAAGAAGCCCAAUAGAGAGCUGAUAACGGUGAUAUAUUCUCACUAGGAGACUUAGGAGCAAUUUUGAGGCUAUACACAAAUCCCAAAAAGCAUCAUGGAGUCUGGCAUAAACCUUGCGAUCUAAGGAAAGGAUGCACAAAGGAAACAUGUUAUUGCGAUAACUGUGGCGAAUUACCUAAUGGUGUAAAUUGUGGUUAUCAUGGAGACAGGCAGGGCCAUUGGACUUGCUGUCUUAAUGAAUAGUUUGAAUCUGAUUGUUCAACGCAUCCAGGAUAUUGGCAUUAAAAGUGUUAGAGGUCAGAUUGCUCCUCUAGAAAUUGCUACUGUAAAAAUUGUGGAAAUGGAUGUUAAUAUCAGGGAAACAAUUCUCAUUGGAGUUGUUGCAAUAGAGAAAAUAAGAUGUCAGAGUGUCCAAAGACAGUAUACAGGAAUUGA